Panicum virgatum (switchgrass) is the source of this 2080-nucleotide messenger RNA. Its product is annotated as receptor like protein 29-like. Bases 176 to 1579 code for a protein of 467 amino acids. Gene Ontology annotation, cellular component: plasma membrane. Lineage: Eukaryota; Viridiplantae; Streptophyta; Magnoliopsida; Poales; Poaceae. The transcript has a single exon. Gene Ontology annotation, molecular function: protein binding. The record is from RefSeq and is a predicted model, not a curated record.
CGCGCCCCGGCUCUACAACCAUCGACCGGCCCCCAAAAGCGAAACCCGAGGCCGCCCGCCCGCCACCGCCCAGCCCACCGCCACCCGGCCGGCAGCAGAGGGGAGCGGGGCGCAGCGGGCAGGGGCAGCUGCAGAGCCACACGCGCGCGCGGACGCACAGCAGGGCGCGGCCAUCAUGGCGCCACCCUCCUCCUCGUCCUCGUCCUCGUCCUCCUCCUUCAGGGCCCUGGCCACCGCCCUGUGCCUCCUCCUCCACCUGUCCCUGCGGGCCGCCGCGGCCAUGGACCCCGCCGAGCGGGAGGCGCUGCUCCGCGUCAUGGAGGCCGUCUCGUCGGACCGCGACUGGCGCGAGGCCGCCGGCGCCGACCCCUGCAGCUCGCCGUGGCCGGGGCUCGAGUGCAAGCCGGCGCCCGGCGGCGGGGGGCCCGCGGCGCGGAUGCACGUCGCGCGGCUCGACUUCGGGGUGCCGCCCAACCCGACGUGCAAGGACACGGCCACGUUCCCGCUCGGCGCGUUCGCGCUGCCGGAGCUCCGGGCGCUGUUCCUCGUCGGCUGCUUCAAGAACCCGGACGCCAUCACCGCCUUCACCCUGCCGCCGCCGGCCAACCUCUCGGCGUCCCGCCUGCAGCAGCUCAGCGUCCGCUCCAACCCGUCGCUGUCCGGCACGUUGCCGCCGCAGCUCGCCAGCAUCAAGUCGCUCCAGGUGCUCACCGUGUCGCAGAACGCGCUCAUCCGCGGUGAGGUCCCGCAGGGCCUCGGCGAGCUCAGGAACCUGGUGCACCUCGACCUCAGCUACAACUCGCUCACCGGCCCGAUCCCGAGCCGGCUCGGCGAGCUGCGCGGCCUGGUCGGCCUCGACCUCAGCUACAACUCCUUCUCCGGGCCCAUCCCCAGCCGGCUUGGCGAGCUCACCCUGCUGCAGAAGCUGGACCUGAGCUCGAACAACCUCACCGGCGGCGUCCCGGCCACCGUCACCCGCCUGAAAGCGCUCACCUUCCUGGCCUUAAGCAACAACGGGCUGCGCGGCCGCCUCCCCGCCGGCCUCUCCGACCUCCGCGACCUGCAGUACCUGAUCAUGGAGAACAACCCGAUGGGCGUCCCGCUGCCGCCCGAGCUGGGCAACAUCGCGCGGCUCCAGGAGCUCCGGCUGGCCAACUCGGGCCUCUCGGGCUCGAUACCGGAGACGUUCGGGCUCCUGUCCAGCCUGACGACGCUGUCGCUGGAGAACAACAACCUAACCGGGCAGAUCCCGGCGGGGCUGAGCCGGCUGAAGCGGAUGUACCACCUGAACCUGAGCAAGAACGGGCUGGACGGCGUGGUGCCGUUCGGCGGCGCGUUCCUGCGGCAGCUGGGGCGGAACCUGGACCUGAGCGGCAACCCGGGGCUGUGCGUCGCCGACGGGGCCGUCGUGCCGGACGUGGGCGUCGGCGUCUGCGCCGGCGACGCCGCCCGCAAGAGCUCCGCCGCCGCGGGGAGCUCGGCCGGGGGAGCGAUCGGGGGCGAGGUGACGAGGGGUCGCUGGCCCGCGGCGCUGCUCAGGCCCGCCGCCGUAGCGCUGUGCUGCUGCCUUCUGCUCUGAGCUCUUCUUUCUUUCUAAUCCCGAUCGUUUGGCUCUGAACUUGCAUACUAGUUGCAUCCGUUGAUCUCUGAUUCUCUGUACGUAAUUGCGUUUCCUGUAACUUGCGAUGCUGAGCCUGCGAGGAGAGUGUAGCUAGCCGUGUCUCAUUCUGUGACAAGAAUUCCAAGGGGGGAUACUGGAGAGUUGUUGGUGAUUGGCGCACACGUGGGCUUUGUCGGAUCACUUCACUUCAUUCAUAGUACUCACUUGUAAAGAUCGAUGGUCCUGGGCCCCGGCGGUCAACGAAAGCAACGUGGGCAAUAGGUCUCUCUCCCUCUCUCCUUUCGCCAAUCUGACCGUCAGUCCGUCACUAUGUGCCUAACCCGAGGUUCGUCCUGUAAUCUUGCUGCCCUUUGCUACGGUCUUCAGACUUCGGCGAACAGUGUCAGUUGGGCUUAGGCCUUUCUGUGUAUUGAUUAUGCAUGCGUCCCGCUCAAGAGCACGAUGGUUUUCAAGUCCGAA